AUGCGGUCCAGCUGCUCCCUGCUAUUCUGCCUACUGCUUGUGUCCCAUGGGUCCUCAGCAGUCAUCACAGGGGCCUGUGUGAAGGACUUGCAGUGUGGAGAGGGGAUGUGCUGUGCGGUCAGUCUGUGGAUCAGGAGCCUGAGGAUGUGUGCCCCUAUAGGACAGAAGGGAGACGAGUGCCACCCCAUGAGUAACAAGGUUCCCUUCAUUGGCACAAGACUACAUCACACAUGUCCAUGUGUGCCAAAUUUGGCAUGCAUCACCACAUCAGAGGGCAAAUCAAAAUGUCUUUCACCGUACAACUACUCAGACUACUACCUCUGA
This is a messenger RNA of Salvelinus namaycush (lake trout), 324 nucleotides long. Its product is annotated as toxin MIT1-like. The transcript has 3 exons. Bases 1 to 324 code for a protein of 107 amino acids. Lineage: Eukaryota; Metazoa; Chordata; Actinopteri; Salmoniformes; Salmonidae. The record is from RefSeq and is a predicted model, not a curated record.